AUGACUACCCCAGCGCUGCUACCCCUCUCUGGACGAAGGAUACCACCGCUGAACCUGGGGCCGCCUUCCUUCCCGCAUCACAGGGCUACCUUGAGACUUUCUGAGAAGUUUAUCCUCCUCCUUAUUCUAAGUGCCUUCAUCACCCUGUGUUUUGGGGCAUUCUUCUUUCUUCCAGACUCUUCAAAACACAAACGCUUUGAUCUGGGUUUGGAAGAUGUGUUAAUUCCUCAUGUAGAUGCCGGCAAAGGGGCGAAACACCCUGGAAUCUUCCUGAUCCAUGGACCAGAUGAGCAUAGACACAGGGAAGAAGAAGAACGUUUGAGAAAUAAAAUUCGAGCUGAUCACGAGAAGGCUCUAGAAGAAGCAAAAGAAAAAUUAAAAAAGUCAAGAGAGGAAAUCCGAGCAGAAAUACAGACAGAGAAAAAUAAGGUAGUCCAAGAAAUGAAGAUAAGAGAGAAAAAGCCACUGCCAGCAGUUCCUAUACCAAACCUUAUAGGAACACAUGGUGGAGACCCAGAAGAUAAUGAUCUAAGAGAGAAAAGGGAAAAAAUUAAAGAGAUGAUGAAACAUGCCUGGGAUAAUUACAGGAUAUAUGGAUGGGGGCAUAAUGAACUCAGACCUAUUGCAAGGAAAGGACACUCCACUAAUAUAUUUGGAACUUCACAAAUGGGUGCUACUAUAGUAGAUGCUUUGGAUACCCUUUAUAUCAUGGGACUUCAUGAUGAAUUCCGAGAUGGGCAAAAAUGGAUUGAAAACAACCUUGAUUUCAGUGUGAAUUCAGAAGUGUCUGUGUUUGAAGUCAACAUUCGAUUUAUUGGAGGCUUACUUGCAGCGUACUACCUUUCAGGAGAGGAGAUAUUCAAGAUUAAAGCAGUCCAGUUGGCUGAGAAACUCCUUCCUGCCUUUAACACACCUACGGGAAUUCCUUGGGCAAUGGUGAAUCUGAAAAGUGGAGUAGGACGAAACUGGGGCUGGGCAUCUGCAGGUAGCAGCAUUCUUGCUGAAUUUGGCACACUACAUAUGGAGUUUGUCCACCUUAGCUACUUGACAGGAAACCCAAUUUACUACAAAAAGGUCAUGCACAUUCGGAAACUACUUCAGAAAAUGGAUCGUCCAAAUGGUCUUUAUCCAAAUUAUUUGAACCCAAGAACAGGUCGCUGGGGUCAAUAUCAUACAUCAGUUGGCGGGCUAGGAGACAGUUUUUAUGAGUACUUACUAAAAGCAUGGUUGAUGUCGGAUAAAACAGACCAUGAAGCCAGAAAAAUGUAUGAUGAUGCUGUUGAGGCUAUAGAAAAACAUCUUAUUAGGAAGUCUCGUGGAGGUCUUACCUUUAUUGGAGAAUGGAAGAAUGGGCACUUGGAAAAGAAGAUGGGGCAUUUGGCCUGCUUUGCUGGGGGAAUGUUUGUACUAGGAGCAGAUGGUUCCAGAAUGGAUAAAGCUGGACAUUAUUUAGAGCUAGGGGCGGAAAUUGCACGUACAUGUCAUGAGUCCUAUGACAGAACUGCAUUAAAGCUUGGUCCUGAAUCAUUCAAGUUUGAUGGUGCAGUAGAAGCUGUGGCAGUCCGGCAGGCUGAAAAGUAUUACAUCCUCCGUCCAGAAGUCAUUGAAACCUAUUGGUACCUGUGGCGAUUCACUCACGAUCCAAGAUACCGGGAGUGGGGCUGGGAAGCAGCACUGGCUAUUGAAAAGUAUUGCCGAGUCAGUGGCGGAUUUUCUGGGGUGAAGGAUGUGUACUCCUCUACUCCUACGCAUGAUGAUGUACAGCAGAGCUUCUUUCUUGCUGAAACAUUAAAGUAUUUGUAUCUGCUGUUCUCCGGUGAUGACCUUUUACCUUUAGACCACUGGGUAUUUAAUACAGAGGCUCACCCUCUGCCCGUGUUGCAUUUAGCCAACACCACACUUUCAAGAAAUCCUGCUGUUCGAUGA
This is a messenger RNA of Budorcas taxicolor (takin), 1926 nucleotides long. It is a transcript of the gene MAN1A2, whose product is annotated as mannosidase alpha class 1A member 2. Lineage: Eukaryota; Metazoa; Chordata; Mammalia; Artiodactyla; Bovidae. Gene Ontology annotation, molecular function: calcium ion binding; mannosyl-oligosaccharide 1,2-alpha-mannosidase activity. Gene Ontology annotation, cellular component: extracellular exosome; Golgi membrane; endoplasmic reticulum. The coding region runs from base 1 to 1926 and encodes 641 amino acids. The transcript is spliced from 13 exons. The record is from RefSeq and is a predicted model, not a curated record. Gene Ontology annotation, biological process: carbohydrate metabolic process; N-glycan processing.